GAGAGGAAGAAUGGCCCUUCUCACGGAUCUUCCGGAUGACAUUCUGCUCGAGAUUCUAGCUUACUUCGAGCACUCCAAACGGGACUUGCUAAGGGUCUCAAGCACAUGCCGUCGAUUGCUUGCUCCCGCGCGGACUCAUAUCUACCGAACCGUUGACAUUCUAGUCUACUCCGCCCGUUCGUUUAAUCCAGGAGACAUCCGUAUAAAAAAGACCGGCGUGAUCCCCCGGAGUGGUAAUCCGGAGCCCGACUGUAAUACUCUCUAUCUAUUGCUCCGCAGUCUUGACAACAAUUCGUCAAUCGGUCGUCUGGUAAGAAGUCUCUGCCUCUCCUGGAACUCGUUCCCCAGUAAAAGCCUGGAAAAUGCCCGUGAGCUGGAAAAGCUGUUCAAAGCCUUGCCGAACCUGAGACACCUUGAAAUUUCAGACAAGAAGUUUGCAAACAACUUCAAUCAGCAAGGACCUGACUAUCCCGACCAUACCAAAUACAUUCUUGAAGAGAGUUCAAAAUAUCCGCUGCGAUCAUACGUAUUAGAUUUAGGUCGACUUACCUCGACCAAGCUAGCAUCAGCUAUGAUCCUGCCGACCGUCGAAACGAUCACCACUCCACGCUUCUGCGACAUUGGGCGCGGGACUGGGCCACUCACUAUUCUGGACCCCAAUCUGGAAGAUUUCUUCGCAUCUCGAUUGUCUGCGCCCUCCAACCUCAAGAAUCUUGAUUUGGGAACAUACCGGAUCUCAUUACCAGUCCUCGAAGGAAUCCUCAACUUUGCCCCGAAGCUGCAAAGGCUAAAAGCAACUCUACCAGGCCGGAGCUGCCGCUAUCAAGAUCGCGACUACGGCCUUGUAGCGUCAGAUCGCUGGCUCAAUCCAUCCACGAUCUCUCGAGCUCUCCAACCCGUGCACCAUACCCUAGAAGAGUUAACCAUGGUGAACGAUCGUCGCGCUUGGGCAGGCACCGACAACACCAGAGCAGACUUCACUGGAUUCACGAAACUUCGUAAAAUGUGUGUCGCGCCCGGGUUCUGGUUCAAAUGGGGCGCAUUCGCAUACGGAGAGCACAUGAACAUCGACCACGGCUUUGUUGCAGACCAUGAGGAUCGCUGUGGGUUGUGGGAGCUGCUACCGCCAAAUUUGGAAGAAUUAGAGAUAUACUUUCAAUUCUAUUCCGGAAUCUUCUGCGUCUCUAUCCCUCACGUCACGAAACUCGAGAACAUGCUAGACAUGCCUUCUAAACACUACCACUGGAUCCAAGAACUCGCAACUUUUAAGUCAACCGCCUUCCCUAGCCUCCGCUCCGUUCGUCUGAUCGAGCAAGUGUUGACAGGCUUAACUGUUGGAGACGGCAUCUCCUUCGAAGAGAUGGCCUGGACGCCUCCGAAAGACUUGCUGGACUCCUACACCGAGGCAGGUGUGGAGCUCAAGGUCCAGCUGAGGAGUAACUACAGGGUCAAAGAGGUGGAGAUGAAGUCGUGCUGUGCGGUCGCCAGCGCUUACGGGCGUUCGUGCUGUGCGGAUACGAGCUGAGAUUCUUAGCAGCCAAGCAUUUUGUCACUAUAAACAUCGUAAGAUGCAUGGAGGAGAGCUAGUCUGUGAGAUCUGGGCUGGACGUUAGCAUGCUACUAGAAGAGAGUGAGAAUUAGCUGAGUCUCGGGUAGGGUCUCGUAUCAUUGACGUCACCAUCGACUUCGCCAUUUCGAUUGGCGCGUCUUUUUACAUUCUGUAUCCUAUUACGCCUAACCUCCUCUUAUUAUCAGCAAAGAGGAAAAACAAAAAGAGUAGCGCCUAUAAGCAUGAAUCAAGUGUUCCCUCCCACUUAUCUGCACCCAGACCAGGCAAAAAAGAACUUCCUCGGAGCAAAACACCACCCUCUUUCGAGGGU
Mytilinidion resinicola is the source of this 1880-nucleotide messenger RNA. RefSeq lists its product as uncharacterized. Bases 11 to 1525 code for a protein of 504 amino acids. The record is from RefSeq and is a predicted model, not a curated record. Gene Ontology annotation, molecular function: protein binding. Lineage: Eukaryota; Fungi; Ascomycota; Dothideomycetes; Mytilinidiales; Mytilinidiaceae. The transcript has 2 exons.